CAUCUUUGUUCCGUGUUCAAUCUACCCACACUAUCCAUCUGUCCGUCCAAGGGUCUCACCGUCCAUCCAUCCAUCCAUCAGGCAGGACACACGGAAAAAACGCUCACAGCAUAGCACACAAAGCCAACCAUCCAUCCAACCAUCCAUGAGUCAAGAGUCCACAUCCAUCUUGCCCUUCCUGUUCUUGCGUUUCUGCCGCAUCUUCUCCCGCAUCUUUUGGUGCUUGUCCUGCUUGCCGCCCUCCUUCCUCACACGAUCCUUCUCAACCCCCUCCAUCUCCACCCCCUCCAUCCUCCCUUGCCCCUCUCCCCUCCUCUGCAGCUUCGCCUGCCUCCUGGCGGCCCUCUCUCUCUCCCUCUUCUCCUCCUCCUGCUUUUGCCGCUUGAGGGUGUUCUUGAUGUGCUGCUCGAGGGCGCCGUAGGGGUCGGCCUGGAAGGGCGGGAAGCUCCGCACCCGCUCGUAGUGCCGUAUCUCCUGCUCAACCAUGGCCUGCCAGUCCUUCUGCCGCGCCCCUUUCCUCCGGCUUCGCUUCUUGCUGUCCUCUGGCGCCUCCUCAGCGCGCCUCUCUAUCUCCGCCAGGUCGGCCUCGAGGUCGCCCAUGGUCCCCAGAGGGCCGCCGUCAGCGGCGCCGAACUCAUGCUCAGUCUCCUUCUGCUGGCGAAUGAACUCGGCAAAGUCGAACUUCUGCAGCCACUUCUCCUUUUUCUUCUGACGCUUGCGUUGACCGCGGCUGAGUCUGGGUGCGGGAGCUGUCCGCUCAACGACAUCUCCUACUAUCGGUGGUCCGUUCAGCUCUGUUGGAGCCGCCGCCGCCGCCGCAGCGGCAGCAGCAGAAGGUUGGCUCGAGGCGGCAAGGUAGCGUCCACGAGGCGGCGUGAGGUUCUCCUCCUCGUCUUCAUCUCCUUGUGGAUGAUGCGAUGAAGGCCGAGGUGCCAGGUCGUGGAACCGGGUGCGCUUUUUCUUCACCUUCGGCAUGUGAUAUAUGCUCUGGGACGAGUUCAAGAAU
Molecule: messenger RNA, 1006 nt
Organism: Vitrella brassicaformis
Lineage: Eukaryota; Vitrellaceae
Source: the annotation of a GenBank genome assembly